CGCCAUUUAAAAAUAGUAUCGUAGUUUUGUUGCAGUAGAAAGCUGACCACCCGAUUCCAUCCGUUGACAAUCCUAAGGCUUUCGGAUUUUACUUCUUCCAUCGAUCCUUCUCCUCUCUUCUUCAGGUUGGUGUGGCUAUUAUAUGGAUAAAAACGGCCCAGGCAAGGAGGUUUCUGAGGACGCAACCCGGGAAUCAUUAAUUGCCCUCUCAUAUACCGCUCCAGAUAAAGAAGCAGCUAACUCAAAUGAAAAGGGGAUUAAGGAGAAUAACUUAGGAGCUGGGCAUGCUGAUGGAGAUGAUCAAUAUAGAUCUAAACUAAUCUCAAUAUCAUAUCAGUCACCUGACCCUAAAGCCCUACCGGUUCAUCCUGGAGAUGGUAAAGCAUAACUCAACCUGCAGGUUUCCAUACUACAGAAUCUCUGUAAUCUUCGUAUGCUAUGUUAAAAGUUUUACUAAAACUAACCGGAUCAGGAACUAAUUAUACAUGUGGCAGCUGAAAUUGAUCGUUUCUGUUGUAAUCAACAUUAAAUAAAUUGAGCUCCAAUGUACAGAUAUUUGCUACAGUGACUGUAAUCUAUUCCCCUGAUCUGUUGAAGAUUUUACAUAGGUUUUAUUUGCUUGGUUUUUUCUAUCCUGCAAUUAUUGCACUGUAGAAUGGUUUCACGUGUCAGUUGCUGCCUCCUCCUUUUCGGAUAUGUGGAGGUUCUUGGUAAUAAAGCUUCAUUGGAGGUUCAUUUGUGAGCUGCAGCAUGGCAACUUUUGCUUGUAGUUUUGGUGGUGAAUUUAUGUGGUGUCUAAUAGUAGUUAAGGCAGUCAAGGACUCAUUUUUCAUGGAGUUUGUUAUUCUUGGUUAAGCUAUGGUGUUAUAGACGUUUCAGUUAAUCCUAGUAUGCAUACUUGUCGACAUUAAGUAGAAUGGACACUGGGGUUUUGUAUAGUCAGAGAGCUCUCAUCCUUGCAAAAAACUUAGAAGUUUGUUUCCAGUUAAUGCAGCUAGGCUGCUAUAAGGCAAGUGCCAGGAGAACUGUUUUCACUUUCUGUUAGAACUACAUUGAUUGGGCAGUAUGCUUAUGGUUGAAUAUUAUAAACGUUUCUCAAACACGAAUAUGUUGGACCUUCUUCUCAUUUUUGUGAAUUACAGAAAAGCAGUAGGCAAACAACUUGAAACCAUUCUGUAAAUCUUGAACAGGAUGUGAAAGUUCCUUGAAAAAUGUUCUCAUUCUCUGGUUUCUAGCUUCCAGUAUCGGGCUUACGCGCCAAUCCUGGAUGAGGAGGAAGUUGCCCCACUUUUAGGUCCUAGGUGCCUGCCUGAAUUAGGAGCCCCACAAACUAUCUGUGAAAUUACGGUUAAAGCUACAGAGAAAGAGUACACAAGCAGCUUACAGCAACCCGUUUUAGUUAAAAGCAUUGGAUCACUUUACUCUCUGACAGAAUUAAGCCUGUAAAAUCAUCUCUAUGAUCUCUAAGAUACAUCUAAGUUGACAUAGUGGAGGGCUUCCUAGUCUUGGGCUAUUAUCACUCCGGUUUUAUGUUAUUGAACAACAUUAGGAAUAUCUGCUGGUUUUGUAUCUAGGAAAGUUAUAAAUUGUCACGUGACUCGCGUCUGCAUGUAAAUCAUUAAACUGGCUAAGUUGAAUAUCUGACUAACUUCAAUAUUGGAUUUGUGCCCCAUUAUUAUGUAUUGGCCAACCAUUCUCUUUACUGAAACUAUGGUGCAUGGCAGAGGAUUUGAUUUGCUCCAUUUGGCCCUAAGUCAGAACACUUGUGUUUUGUAGACCUUAGGAGCUAGUACAUGUAUCUGAGGGGUAAAAGCUCAAGAGUUGAGGCCCUCAGUUUUGCAUGUUGUAGUAGACUGACAGUGGUCUCUUGGCUGUAAAGAAAGAACACAUUGACAACAAACAUGUGCCACACUGGUCAAUAAUGACAAAGAUUCUGUCAUACCUACAGUUUGAUGAUCAUAAUUUCAUAAGAGAUAAGAGAUUCCGCGUGCU
This is a messenger RNA of Oldenlandia corymbosa var. corymbosa, 1992 nucleotides long. The record is from the annotation of a GenBank genome assembly. NCBI's taxonomy places the organism in Eukaryota, Viridiplantae, Streptophyta, Magnoliopsida, Gentianales, Rubiaceae.